UAUUUAAGCCAUAUUCAUUUUCCAUUCAAACCUCAAUUAUCUCAAAAUUAUCUGUACUCAAAAUAUUAAAAACUGUAAAACAAGACUUUUAUCAUUGUCAAAUAAAUAAAUCUUACACAUUAAAAUACCUUUAAGUACACAUUAGACAGUUAACCCAACAAUAUGAAUUUAAUAAUUCUGUCAUUUUUUUUCUGCAUAUAUGCUGUAAUUAGUACUUAUGGUGAUCUCGACAAUUCGUUAUUACUUCAGGUGGCGCAAGAAAUGAAUAAAACUAAUCAAAUGUUAGAAUGCAUUUCAAAUAAUAAUAAACACAUUGUAAGUGCGUUUGAAAAAUUGAUUGACAAUUAUACUUACAACUUUGUAGCUAAUGAGCUUUUAAGAAGAGAUUCAUUAACUUUAAAAGCUGUUGAUGAUGACUCACCAAAAAACGUAUAUUCAAAAAAAUACAGAUAUAAUAGUGAUCAGGCGUUAUCAACCACAAAACUUAACUUUUAUAAGAAUACAGAAGUAAAAUUAUUUGGUGAAUAUAGUAAAUUGAAAAAAAAUUUGUCUUAUGAUACCGAAGUUCAAAAAAGAAGAAUUAUUAUGAAAAAUAUAUUUCAAAAAUAUCUUCAAUAUAAAGUUGAUAAUAUGGCAAGUUCUAUGUGUUCUAAUUCUGCGAUAAUAGACGUGAGAUGUAAAUUAUUUGCCUUAGAAAGAUCUACAGAUGAAUCAGUUCACACGUAUGAAUUCGAACCUCGUUGUGUUAGUAAUAGUUGUUAUAUCGAUCCAAAAAACAUAAUAGAAUAUGAAGUUUUAAUUAGAGAAUCAAUGGGUAAUGGACCAGGAAUAUUUAAUCAAAUGUAUGAUGGGACAUUUACAUAUAAGAUAUCACAUACAAUAAUGGGAAGUAAAGAAGUUGAAUGGUUAAAAAUUAAAAAAAGAACUUGAAAUCCUUAGUUUUAAUGCAACCAAAAUUUAUAUUAUUUGUUUUUAGUUGAGUGUACUAAUUUUAAUAAUUAAAUAAUCCACAAUAAUUGAAAUUAAGAAUACAAUUUUUUAAAUUUCAUAAAAAGUUUUUUAUGAUUUAAUAAACAAAAAUUGAAUCUUUUUUUUUAAUAGUAUUUAAAUUGUAAAAAGAAUUUUCGUGUAAUAUUCAGUAUUAUAUUCUAAUACUUGAAUUGUUUAUGUCAUCAAAAUAUUAUAAACCUAAGAGAAAUGACUUCCUUUUUAUAUACACUAGUCU
Messenger RNA from Daktulosphaira vitifoliae (grape phylloxera), 1225 nucleotides. RefSeq lists its product as uncharacterized. NCBI's taxonomy places the organism in Eukaryota, Metazoa, Arthropoda, Insecta, Hemiptera, Phylloxeridae. The record is from RefSeq and is a predicted model, not a curated record. The transcript has 11 exons. The coding region runs from base 163 to 930 and encodes 255 amino acids.